AUGAGUAACCAAUAUAUUUAUAACAUACCAAACUCAAAUUUUAAUAAUUUGGGAUACCUCAAAGUCGUUGCCAAUAUAAACGACAAACACGAUCGUUCCACACCCUCUCUUUUCCAUUGGAAAGUACUUAAAUGUAGAAUGAUCAUAUUUUCUGCCUCAUCACUAAUGGCGUGUCCAGAUAAAAGUGACCUCAAGGAAUUGCACAUUAUUUUUAAUAAAAUUGGGAAUGAUUAUGAUCGACUGACUUCUUUGUUCAUUAAAUUCUCUUUGAGUCAAGAUGGUACUAUCCGCGAAGUAACUUCAGAGAUGUAUCAAAUGUGUUUCCAUUACACUAUGUCGGCUAAAAUUGCACCCGUUUGGAAUGUCUUUGGAUAUAAUUACUACAUAAACAAUAGAGAUUUUUUGACGGCAGUUGAACCUCAAGAUGGUAUUCAAUGCAAGAUUUUUAUGAACAAAAGCACAAUAACAUUACAACUGAAACCCGUCAAAAUCCGCAUGAUAAAAUGUCAAGGAGAAAAAUUUGUAGAAGGUGAAUAUGUCAGAGUUCUUCCGAGCCUCAACAAAGGUGUAAUAGAAGAAUAUUGUGAUGUUUUACCUAAAUCUUCUAAUUUCCAAUGUUAUAAGGAUCUACGGCGUCAUUGGAAAAAUAUUCAUGGUUAUAGACUACCGGAAAAGGAGCAUCCUUGUUACUAUACGGUUAGAUUCUGGCGCGGUGAUCCGUUGACAUACCCUUCAAUUUGCUUAACCAGGAACUUUCCCAUCAUAGCACCGUUACCAAAACCAACAGAAGUAAGUUACCUACUUAAUUUCAUCUUUAAUUAAAGUCCAGUUAGAAAAAUAUAUACUCCUGACAAUUGCCAAGAUUUGCUUAAAGAACAAGAGGCUUUAGAGCUACAUAGAAUUGAAGAAAUAGAAAAACAGAAUAACAUUGAGAAUGAAAAAUGGUUACAAGCAGAAGUAAUAGCAAUGGAGCAAUGGAAGAAAAUUCAAAUUAAAAAAGAGAUGUUAAGACAAAAGCAUAUUGAACAGCAGGCUAAACUUAAGCUUGAAUGGGAAAUUGAAAAACAAAGACGAGAAAAAGAAAAGGAACGAUUAAUGAAGAUUGAAGAGGAAAAUAGAAAAAGACAGGAAAUAUUUAUGAGCAAUUUGGAAAAAUUCUUAAAUGGUGAUUUAACACAGCUUCCUGAAGAAUUGACCGUUUUGUAUGAAACAAGGCCUGACUGUGAUGAAUGCCCAUUUUUUGUCAAAACUGCUUGUUGCCGUUUUGGGGAUGAGUGCUCUCGGAACCAUAAGUACCCAGGCAUAAGUAAAGUUCUCCUUGCUGAAAAUAUGUUUGGCCAUUUUGGUUUAGAAAAUGCCAAUUCUAAUGAAUAUGAUACAGAUAUCAUGUUGGAAUAUGAGGACAGUGAUACAUAUAAGGACUUCAAGAAUUUUUUUGAUGACAUACUACCAGAGUUUCAGAAAUUUGGUAAAGUUGUGCAGUUGAAGGUAUGCAAUAAUUUUGAGAAGCAUCUUCGCGGUAACACAUAUGUAGAAUAUGCAGAUAUUCACAGUGCUGUGUUGGCUUAUCGAGCUCUGCACGCAAGGUGGUAUGCAAGCAAGCAGCUAACAGUGCGAUUCUGUCAGAUCUCAUCAUGGAAUAAUGCUAUCUGUGGACUGCAAACCCGUAGACGCUGUCCAAAAGGGCGGACUUGCAAUUUUCUACAUGUGUUUAGAAAUCCUAUGAAGCCAUCAUAUGAUGAAAAUCGACAUUCUGAGAGACAAGAGCGAUCAUCGCGAUCCUGGCGAUGGUCCGAAUCACCAGAAAGAAAACCAAUAGUUUCGCCAAGACGGUCUUCUCCAAAACGCACAGACAAAAACGAUGAGCGUUACUACAGGCAUCGAGACAGAAGUCGUCAUGAAAGUCGUUCUUAUCGUUCAUCGCAUCGAAAAAAAAAUUCUUGAAAUAAAAUAUAAAAAUACUAUUUAAAUUUUA
Pararge aegeria (speckled wood butterfly) is the source of this 1975-nucleotide messenger RNA. Its product is annotated as U2 small nuclear ribonucleoprotein auxiliary factor 35 kDa subunit-related protein 1. The record is from RefSeq and is a predicted model, not a curated record. Gene Ontology annotation, molecular function: pre-mRNA 3'-splice site binding; metal ion binding. Gene Ontology annotation, cellular component: U2AF complex; spliceosomal complex. Lineage: Eukaryota; Metazoa; Arthropoda; Insecta; Lepidoptera; Nymphalidae. The transcript has 13 exons. Gene Ontology annotation, biological process: mRNA splicing, via spliceosome.